UAUCCUCUUUAUUUCAGAAUACAUGCGCCGUUUCUUUUCCCCAAAAAUGAAAACCCUCGUUUCCUCAAACUUUAGUCUCAAACAUUGUUCUCUCAAACCCUAGAACAUCAAAACUUAUAGAAAUCACGACUUUAUGUUGUGCAGGGCAUCACAAAGUGCGCUCCCUCAUGAUUAAUCUAAAUCUGUUUCUAGUUUUGCUUCUGGUUUAGAGAAUAUUGGGCAUGUUAGGGAAGAACUUGCGGCGAUUUAUGCUGAAACUAGAGUAUAAUGGUUUGUUGCAUAGCAGGUGUUUGUUUUUACGCUUCAAAUAAAAUCUGUUUAUGUUUCUUGUUCAUUUCUUGAAAUUUUUUUAGCAUAAAUGGACGAGAAUGAAUAUUUUUACUCUUUUUUUGUUGUUGUGUGUAUUCUUGUUUUUCCAGGCUUGCUUCAGGAGAAAUGUGACAAAGGUUUUGAGAUCUGCUUUCAGAUUUGUGUUUAUGGGUUGUAACACAUUAAUUACAGAGGUUACAACUGUGAUUUGUGGGCCCAAAGAAUUAAAAUCACUUGUGCAUAUUUUGGGACAACUUGACUUUGUGAAACAUUUGAUAUGUAUUGACAAUGAUCUCCCAUAUGAUGCCUCAUCUGCUCAGCAUGGAUGGAAACUCACUUCCUUUUUUGAUGUUGAGAGGCUUGGUAGAGAAAACCCUGUUGCCGCUGAUUUACCCCUUUCAGCUGAUGUUCCAAUUAUAAUGUAUACAAGUGGAAGUACAUGCUUGCCUAAGGGCCUGAAGGGGGAUGUGAUUAGUGAUCUAGUUGACCAAUUCUAUUCUUACCAGAAAUGGGUCAUGCUUCUUGUGAGCAAUAUUCUGUUGUGUGGGUGCUUCAUUUUGCAUUAGCUGCUGCUGUGUAACAAGUUGACGUUUCUUGUUAUUCAAUGCCAUGGUUAUGGCGGUGAAGCAACCCUAAUGUUAAAUGGGGAAAGUUGUUUCAGGAUCUGGUCUUUUUGUAAAGAUCUUUCACCAGCAAUUGGUUAGGAUAAAUUCUCCAGCUUUCUCUUUAUAUUAUUUUCACUACACAAACAACACCAACUAACAAUCUUCCUCUCUAGACCAACUAAAGUUAAGAGUAUCAUUUUUAGGUAAUUUUAUUGCCAAAUCAUGAUUCUUGUUCAUUCUAUAUAAUUGAUUAAUUUUUAUUUCUUGUGUUGGUGUUAUUUAUUUAUUAUUUUGUUCAUUUUAUGUCAAAAUCCAUUGCAUAGAUAGAAGCAAUUGCUUCCGAACAGUAUUGCUUGUUUUACUACAAUGUCGGUGAUACUCAACGACCGCUUUGUACAGGUUGAAUAAUAUUCUUUUAUAAAGAAAAGUCAUUGGUAUUGCAUGUGUAUAAUAUAAUGUACUAUCCAUUCUUAGCAUGUUUUCAACACUUGAUAUUUUAUUCAAUCAUUGAUUAGUCAUGCUAGUGUAAUAAUAGUAUACAAGGAAUGUUACUUUAAGUCCAUAUAAUUUUCUAAACCUCCAAGCCUGUCUGAAGUUGAAUUAUGUACUGAAUUUAUUCAAGCGUAUGCACUUGUAUGUAGGAGCAAGGCGGUUCGAGAACUUUAAGUAAGGAAAUAUCUUGCAUUUUUUGGUUGUACAUAGACGAUACCAUUACAAGUCAUCAGAUAAACGUGAUUCAGUUUUUCAAGUUACUAAAAUUUUGCAAGAGGAUCCCAACAUGAACUAUGUGCUGCCCAAAAUUGACUGCAAUAUUUCAGGUUACUAAAGUUUUGCUAGAGGAUCCCAACAUGAACUCUGUGCUUCUCUAGACUCACUGCAAUGUUUCAAGUUACUCAAGUUUUGCAAAAGGAUCCCAACAGGAGCCAUAUAAAGUUAUAUCAUGUUGCUAUAUUAAAUCAGUAUUUUUUACCAUGAAAUUUUGAAUUCUGAGUUUUGAUAUAUGUUAAGUUAUGUUUUAGGUCAAUUCUGAAUUUUGAUGUAUGUUAACUAAUGUUUGUCUUUAUUUAUUGAAUUUUGGAGAUCACAUGUUUCAGUUAAAUAAGUUCAUAUAUUAAAUUUAUUAUCUAUUUGACAGUGCAAU
Vicia villosa (hairy vetch) is the source of this 2055-nucleotide messenger RNA. Its product is annotated as long chain acyl-CoA synthetase 9, chloroplastic-like. The transcript has 4 exons. The record is from RefSeq and is a predicted model, not a curated record. NCBI's taxonomy places the organism in Eukaryota, Viridiplantae, Streptophyta, Magnoliopsida, Fabales, Fabaceae. The coding region runs from base 369 to 875 and encodes 168 amino acids.